This is a messenger RNA of Pseudoliparis swirei, 6616 nucleotides long. It is a transcript of the gene leng8, whose product is annotated as leukocyte receptor cluster (LRC) member 8. NCBI's taxonomy places the organism in Eukaryota, Metazoa, Chordata, Actinopteri, Perciformes, Liparidae. Bases 280 to 2832 code for a protein of 850 amino acids. Gene Ontology annotation, cellular component: nucleus. The transcript has 15 exons. The record is from RefSeq and is a predicted model, not a curated record.
CUCCGCAGCCAGACAAAGUUGUAUCGUCAACGAAGAAGGAAGGAAUGCAAACGGCCACUUUACUUGUUAAUCUGUACCUUUAACCCAAUAACAUUGUAUUCAAGUGUGCCUUAUUUGGCUCGACGUCAGUGGCAGUCGGCUGACUGCGCUCCUAAACAGUUUAUCUUGUUGUCAGAGUCCAUCUUGUUUACCUUUGUUUGGCUUUCGCAGGAGAGCUAACGACGUUAGCCAGCUAGCUUAGCUAGCGAACAGCCGUUAGCUCCUAACUCGUCCGGCGAAAUGGCGGCCAACACGGCGCAAGUAGCCCCGACAACCAACUGGUCCUAUGUGGGUGCUGCAGAUGGCCAGGUUCACGAAAACCCAGAAUGGGAGAAGGCAAGACAAGCACUCGCGUCUAUUAACAAGAGUCAGAGCUCUGCUCAGGCGGCACAAGCUAACCGGACAGCCACAGCAGAGGCUGGUCAGUUUCAGCCAGCAGUGACUGACUCUGCAGCCAUUCAGCAACAACAACCACAGCAGCAGCAAUCACAACAACAGCAGUACUAUCCAUGGUACCAACAAAGCCAGCAACAUUACCCUGGAUAUACGUACCCCUAUAAUUACUACUACCCCAUGGGUCAAUGUGGAGCGGCAUAUCCAUCAAAUCAGUUUGGUGUACCACAAGGGCCUUACCAGGGAACUCCCACCUCUAAUGGACAGCCUCCUCCAGUGCCUGGAAUGGAAGACAAGUCAUCUGCAUACCAGUCUCAAUCACAACCUCCUGCCCCUGUUACUCCCCAGCCACCCCAGAGCCCAACCUCCUCAGAGAAACCCCCUCCUCCCCCACCCCCAUCAAUUCCUCCCCAACCCAACUCCCAGUACCCCUCCUCUCCAUCACAAACUUCUUACAAUGCAAAUAACUCAAUGCAAUACCCUUCCAGUGACCCCAACCAAAUGCAAGUGUACAAUCAUUCCCAGGGAAGGCCCAACUAUGGACAGGGCUUCCAGGCCCAGAAUACCUAUCAGCCCUCUCAGAAUACCUCUCAGCAGCCAGGCCAGUAUGUACCAGGGCUUGGCAGAGGAGAGGCCAACAAAAAUAAAAAACAAGGACAGCAACUGUGGCACCGCAUGAAACAGUCCCCUGGGUCAGCUUCAGUUAAGUUCAAUAUUCACAAGAGGCCCUAUCAGGUUCAGUGUGCUCCAAUGUCCAAUCAGACUUUCCCACCAGGCGAGCAGCCCUCAGGACUGAAUUCAGAUCCCUCCUCCCCAUCUUCCGCCAGUGCUGCAUCCGGAGGUGCUCAGACCAGACCCCAGGACUGGCCCCAAGCCAUGAAGGAAUAUGUGCAGCGCUGUUUUACAGCCUGUGAGACAGAGGAAGACAAAGAUCGUACGGAGAAGGUGCUGAAGGAGGUUCUGCAGGACCGGCUGAAGGAUGGCUCUGCUUACACUAUUGAUUGGACUCGGGAGCCAUUGCCAGAACUAAAGGUCAAGCAGUCUCGUUGGGAAACUCUUCAUGCCCAGAGGACAUCAGAUGGCUCACUAAGCCAUGGUGGAAGUCCAGUAGCUGUGUCUUCAAGAGGCAGGUUGACUGCACACAGAUUGGGCCACUACAGGAAUAUAUUUUCUCAGAGGAGUCCAUCUUCUAGUUCCUCCCGCUCUUCUUCCCGCUCCCCAUCCCCAACCCACGGCCGACAUAGGGACCGUAGCAACCAAAGGCACAAACGCAGUGACUCCGGCUCACUGUCAGACAGCAGCAUUUCCAGUGACCUCCGACCACAGCUGUCACGUCGAAGUCAGAGAGGUGCACGUGGUCGUGGUAAUGACAGGGAUAGAGGCCGUGGGGAGAGAGGACGAGGAAGAGGAGGAAAAGCAAACCGAGGAAGGAGAAACAUGGACGAUUCCAAUGCAGCUGGUGGAAAGAAGAGGAAAGGUGGCAAUGCUGGUCUGGAUUUCCAUGACCCCAACAGAGAAGCCAAGAAGCAGAGCAGAGCAGCUCGUUUCCACAAGCAGCUUCGCUCAGAGCCCCUGGUUCUCUCCAUCAAUUCCCUGGACUUGCCUGAUGGGACACAGGAGGGCCUCAGCUGGGACGACUGUCCCAUUGUGGGAACAUGCCAGGACAUCACCAAGUCCUACCUGAGGCUCACCUGUGCCCCAGACCCCUCCACUGUGCGCCCCGUGCAUGUCAUGAGAAAAUCUCUGCAGACUGUGAAAGUCCACUGGAAAACCCACCAGGACUACACCUAUGCCUGUGAACAGAUGAAGUCCAUACGACAGGACCUCACGGUCCAAGGAGUUCGUACUGAGUUCACGGUGGAAGUCUACGAGUGUCACGCACGCAUUGCUCUGGAAAAGGGAGACCAUGCCGAGUUCAACCAGUGCCAGACCCAGCUGAAGGCCCUGUAUAAGGACAACCCCUCAGAAAACAUUGGAGAGUUUACAGCAUAUAGAUUGAUGUAUUACAUCUUUACUAAAAACUCUGGAGAUCUGACCACUGAGUUGGUUUACUUGACCUCUGCGCUGCGGGCCGAUGUGUGUGUGGCUCAUGCUCUCGCGCUCCGUGCUGCCUGGGCGUUGGGAAACUAUCGGCAGUUCUUUAAGCUGUACAAGGAAGCCCCGCGUAUGGCUUCAUACCUAAUUGACAAGUUUGUAGAGAGGGAAAGAAUGGUUGCACUUCGGGCCAUAGUCAAAACGUUCAGGCCAGACUUGCCGGUGGAGUAUGUGCAGUCCAAUCUGGGCUUCUCUUGUUUAGACUCCUGUAUGGCCUUCCUUACUGGGCUAGGGGUCACCUUCUACCCGUGUGACCCCCAUAAAAUAGACUGCAAAGCCAGCACAACUGCUUUGGCUGCAUCCUGAGGGGGUGGGGGGGGGGUUAUCACCGUGAAAGGAGAUGCUACGGGUCCAUCAUGGAUCCUGACCUAUUUAUUGUACUGCACUGCAGACACCCCUGCCUAUUUAGAUAGGGUAGUUGGAAAACUAACAACUGUAGAACACCCAUAUAGAAAGAUACGAGAAGAUAGGAAGAAUACUGCGCUGCAACAUUCAGAUGCCAUUUCUGACAUGAAUAAAAACUAUUUUAAACAAAGUGCACACACUGUCACUCAACUUAUGUAGGUUAGCCUAAUGCCCAAGAUGUCUCACGACUUUGAUAGGGCCAGAAAAGUGAGCGAGCAGUUUACAUUUGGGAUUAACAUCUAGUUUCAGCAUUUAGAGGCCCAGAAGUCACAGAACCAGAGCAGGGAGGCACCCUCGUGGUUCCUGUUCCGUAACCACCGUCAGAUGUCAAAGCUAACGGUGUUCUGUUAUGUUUUUUCCUUCCUCAAGUCAACAGCUCCAAGACCUGAAGAUUCAAGUCAAUCACAAGGGAAAUACAAGCCGCUGUUCAAGUCACUCAUCCAGCGCUCCUGUUUGUCAACAAGCCGACGAUUCAGGUCAACUCCACGCUCCUCUUAGAGACUGUGAGACAACAUGGGGAGAGGAUGCCUGCAGUUUGCCUACAAGAAGAAGAAGAAUAAGAAGAGGAGGAGGUAGUGGUUUGUAUAUCCUAUCCUGCACCUGGUUUCCUCAAGGUAUCUACAGUUAGCUGUGCAACCUCUUGCUUGGCCGAAAUCCAAUGGAGGAAUGGACUGAAGUCUUCGGUCUGCUUCCUGAUUUAAUGAAGUGGUAUCCAUUCGCUGGUCAGUCACUAAAUGGUUGGCCAAAGUCUCAAUCUGAUGAGCAUUGACUUUUGGUAUGAUAAAGAAUAUAGGGAAGUGUUCUUCAUCAAGGUGAUCGCCUCACUCCUCCGUACCGUCAAAGCCGAGCUCCGUCGCCAAAAUCGAAGCAGUCGGAGGGAAUCCGCCUCCAUCAUCUUCUGGUUCAAGUCCUGGCAGAACCCGGAGUCCAGCAGAGCCCGAUCAGCGCAGCACGAAGCCCACCGAUCAUCCAGUGGGCCGUCUUUACUUCACCAGCUCUUAAUCCAAAGAAACAGUGGCAGCUAAGCUGCCGUCUUUAAGUGCAGCUCACGGUGAAGUCGGAGCGUCGGGGGGGAACCUGCUGCUGCUGCCGAAGGAAUAACAAUGAGUGGUUUGUAUGCUCCGUCUGGUAAGCGAAAGGGACUCUGGAAGGAGGUGGAUGACAACAGAGAUGCUGCCUCACACGUCUCCUCUGUGAUGUUCUACGCCUCGUGUUUCUGGACCGCAGUAUUGGGCUCGUCAAAUUAUUAGUGAGCGGCAAAGCAGGUUUUUAUGUAAAUCCACAGGUUGAUUUACAGGUGAAUUAAGUAGAAAGAAAUUAAAAAAUAUCCUAAAAAUGGCAUCAAUAAGACGUGGAAAUUUACUGCACAUGUACUUGUGCUGUCUCAAUGUCAUAUGUUGACGUAUUUUCUAUUGAUUUAGACGAUAAUGUAAUGAAGAGGCAGGUCAAAUGCAAAACACUAGUUAGUCAUUUCUGAAAAAGUUUUGUUAAUUUAUCUCCGAAAGAUUUUCACUGAUCGGGGCUUAAAAUAUGAUUGUUGGUGGUGCACACUAUUUUCGGUGAUGAUUGGUAAACUAUUGACAACAAUACGUGUAUUGGUAAUUAGACUUUAAAUGUAAAAAAACAACUUUUGACACUGACAAGUCUGCUUUCCGCCAUAAUCUCUAAUCUGGGUCCCCAUUUAUGAUGUUUGUGCUGAAAUUGGAAAAAAAGUUGAUAUCGUUCCUUGUAAAUUGAGCUAAAAAUAUAUAUUAACAGUAUUAAUUACCACUGUAGAAAUAUGUUGGUAUUUAAGACGUAACUGAGCUGAACACGAGUGCAGGCUGUUUACUUGUACAUAUUGUAUGAUACUGCUGUGAGUUCCUACGGCAGGUUUUUUGUAGACACACGGGUAAGUGUGAUGGGGUUUCUUUCUGCGUUUUACAAAACUCUUUAAGUCAUUUCUGUAAAAAGUAAACGUCGAUGCAGACAGGUGUGUGUGUGUGCUCUGUCUUCAACAGGGGAUGUAGUGGUGGAGUUCAACACUGCCAGGUUCUGCCAGUUCAGCCUGAACAUAUUUAAUAUUUAUUUCUAAGUCAGUGUGGCAGGAUAUUGGGCUCAAUUUCCAGUGAUCUAACAAAUCUGGUUAUGUAUUGACCUGUCGGACAAAAAGUGUUGGCAGAUUGUCGCUUGCGAAGUUGAUGUAUAUUUACUCCGUGACAAAUGGAAGCAGCGUUUCCAAAGCCGUCGAACGCUUCCACAAAGUCAGAUUGACAGGAUGCUGAUGGAUUGUUGUUUACUGUUCCGAUCUCAACAUGUUUUCUUUCUUUCCCCUUCAUUUACCUGACCCCGUCCUCUUUGUCCCCAAACCUCUCUCACACAUCACCAGACCUCGUUCUUCAGCUCGUAGCUCUGCUGCUUUGCAGGAGCACAAGGAGCACAUGGAGCGAUGAGAAGUGGGCGGAGAGCCACCUCCAGACGCCGGCCGGAGAGAGUCGAGUGUGAGCAAUCAAGUCUUGGUUUGACCCUCGAAGCCUCUCAGCUGAUGAAAUACAUGGGAGCCACACGCAAUGGGAAUAUUGAUGUUGUUGCUAACUUAAUUUGCUGCUAACCCAAAUAAUUUAGAUGUUUUCGAUACGCGUUUAGUUUUUGACUGUUUCAGGCUUGACGAUCUCGUGUUGCCAUUUUCUGUUUGUUCAGAUGCAUUUAAUCAUUUACAUUCGUUUGCUGGUAAUUACUUUUUUUUUUUUUCUCGUCCUAUUUAUUCAUAUUUUGUGAUUAAUUUGGCUGGUGUGUUCUCGCGAGACAACAGUUUGAGUUUGUUAGAAUGGCAGUAGACUAUAUUUGACGGCGUGAAAUAAAAAAUGUGUCUGAACAUACAGAAUGUUAUCCUCAAACCUCACGGAUAUUUAGUACCAUUUAAAAUAAAUCCUUCGUAUUUCGUCAGCGUUUGUUAUUUGACACGCGCUGCUGCUCCCGUACCAAGAAUGACCUUUUGGUUCCUGAUGUGAAUGAGCUCAAUGUGGUUGUUGGUUGCCUUUGGUUUGCGUCUCUUAAAGAUGUGUACACACGUGGUUCAAGUGUGUACAUCCGAGGUCUCAGGUUUUCAGCAUUGAUGCAGCCCAGGAUGUUCGCUUUGUUUUUUUCGUUUUUUUAAUUUUUUUAAUAGAAUUUUCACCUCGGACGACUAACAAUACACAUUUUCAUUUUGGAUGUUUGGUUUUUCCUCUCCGAUGCCCGAGUCAUAUUUCCAGUAUUUUUUGCUCCCAUGUGACUGUACCUCCCAUCAGUAUUUGUAACUCCUUCCUUGAUAUUUCCUGGUCCAGCUCCCCACGCCCCCCUCACCUCUGCUGUGUUCAUUUCCUGUCAUUUGAAUGACUCUUUUCUCUGUUCUCACUUUCUCUCGUUUCCCCUCCCUGCAUGCCGUCCUCUCUGCUCUCUGACCCUAACCAGUAUUUGUUCUCCUUUCCUUUAUGUCGAGUAUGUUCGUGGCUGUUUGCCGUGUGCAAUUAGUCACUUGCUAGUAAGUAUUGUAGGGCGUCUGAAAUGCUUGAGUGGUUUGUUGUGGCUCACUAACAACUGAAGCGUUUAUCUGCCAUGCCUCCUCCCUAUCUACAGAUCUGACGUAAUCUGCCAUUUUGUAAAUAUUGUGUAUAUAUAUAUUUUUGAAAAAAAAUCUCUAAUAAACUUCCGAGUACAAAGGGCA